AGCUCCGCGGGGCCGUCGUCUUUGCGUCGGCGUCUCCUGCGGAGACUCUCGCUGUCCUAGGCCUCGGGUCCCCGACCGGAGCGCGCCCCGCCGAGUCAUGACGACCAAGGCCGUGUGUGUGUUGAAGGGCGAUGGGAAGGUGCAGGGCACCAUCCACUUCGAGCAGAAGAGAAAUGGGCUGGUCGUGGUCUCGGGAACCAUCACAGGAUUGACUGAAGGUGACCAUGGGUUCCACGUCCAUCAGUUCGGGGAUAAUACACAAGGCUGUACCAGUGCAGGUCCUCACUUCAAUCCACUUGGCAAAACACAUGGUGGGCCAAAGGAUGAAGAGAGGCAUGUUGGCGACCUGGGCAACGUGACUGCCGGCAAAGAUGGGAUGGCUCACGUGCACAUCGAAGACGCUAUGAUUGCCCUCUCGGGAGACCAUUCCAUCAUUGGCCGCACUAUGGUGGUCCAUGAAAAACCAGAUGACUUGGGCAAAGGUGAAAAUGAUGAAAGUAAAAAGACGGGAAAUGCUGGAAGUCGUUUGGCUUGUGGUGUCAUUGGGAUCGCCCAGUAAACAUUCCCUAGGACAAGGUCUGAGUCCUAGUAACUCAUCUGUUGUUCCCUUGCUAGUUGUAGAAAUUUAACUUGAUAAACAUUAAACACUGUACCCUUAAAAGUA
Pteropus alecto (black flying fox) is the source of this 664-nucleotide messenger RNA. RefSeq names its product superoxide dismutase 1 (gene SOD1). The record is from RefSeq and is a predicted model, not a curated record. Gene Ontology annotation, biological process: removal of superoxide radicals. The transcript is spliced from 5 exons. Gene Ontology annotation, cellular component: peroxisome; cytosol; nucleus. Gene Ontology annotation, molecular function: copper ion binding; superoxide dismutase activity. Lineage: Eukaryota; Metazoa; Chordata; Mammalia; Chiroptera; Pteropodidae. Bases 98 to 559 code for a protein of 153 amino acids.